CUGACAUCGAAAAGCUGAGGGCAGCAGCCCGUUGGUUUCUGUGAGGGCCCUUGCUCUUGCACUCUUUGUUUUUCUUUUUUGUUCUCAUCCACAACUGCCCAGCUGGCAUCCUCAUUUGUUCACCCAAUUCCAAUGCCCUUUCUUUGCAUAAAAUGGACCACUGGGGUGAGGGAGGGAACCAAAGGGUGGUGAUGGAAGACCAGCAACAGGCGGCCAAAUCCAGGGUUGUGAGGGUGGACUCAGAGGAGUCAUGGGAUCUCUUCAUCACCCAAGCCAACAACCAAGGCAGACCUGUUUUUGUUCACUUCAGUGCUUCAUGGUGUGUCCCAUCUCUUGCCAUGAACUCCUACUUUGAGGAACUGGCCAGGACUUACCAGGAUAUUGUGUUUCUCUCGGUAGAUGUUGACGAACUCAAGGGGGUUGCUUCUAAGAUGGAGGUGAAAGCAAUGCCUACAUUUGUGCUGAUGAGGAAUGGGGAACUGAUAACCAAGUUUGUUGGAGCAAAUCCUGAAGAAAUGAGGAGGAGGAUAGAUGUGUUUGCCCAUUCCCUUCUUCCAACGAAUAUGGUUGAGUAGUUUUGAAGGGUGUCAGAGUGAGACCAUAUGAAAAAGGAAAAACCAUGGUGUUCUCUGUUUAAAGGGUUGUAUAAUAAUGGUGCAGUUAUAUAGCAUUUUGAUGCUAAAAAAAAAAAA
Messenger RNA from Elaeis guineensis (African oil palm), 692 nucleotides. Its product is annotated as thioredoxin-like protein CXXS1. NCBI's taxonomy places the organism in Eukaryota, Viridiplantae, Streptophyta, Magnoliopsida, Arecales, Arecaceae. The record is from RefSeq and is a predicted model, not a curated record.